Messenger RNA from Suillus bovinus, 1822 nucleotides. Its product is annotated as DEAD-domain-containing protein. The record is from RefSeq and is a predicted model, not a curated record. Gene Ontology annotation, molecular function: RNA helicase activity; nucleic acid binding; ATP binding. NCBI's taxonomy places the organism in Eukaryota, Fungi, Basidiomycota, Agaricomycetes, Boletales, Suillaceae. The coding region runs from base 140 to 1543 and encodes 467 amino acids. The transcript has 8 exons.
GGCUAAUUAGCACGUGACCAUCUCAUUCUUGAGUCUAGGCAAUUGGGCGUUGACUUGGGUAGUACUAGUGGAAAACUACAAAGCGGUGCCAGCUGCUACCAGACUUGCUUAUCCUCCAAAAAAUAAUCAGCUGCUCAUAAUGCACCCUACAGGAUCAUUUGCUGAUAUGGGUGUGGUGCCUGCCCUCGAUGCUGCUCUUGCUCGUAUGUCUAUACGAGCUCCAACAGAAAUCCAAGCUGCUUGUAUCCCUCCCCUUCUUGAAGGGAGAGAUUGUAUAGGAAACGCAAAGACAGGCUCUGGGAAGACCAUAGCAUUUGCAAUCCCAAUCUUGCAGAAGUUAUCUGAGGAUCCAUAUGGGAUAUUCGCGCUAGUACUGACGCCUACCAGGGAACUGGCAUUUCAGAUAUCUGAACAAUUUGCGGUGCUUGGUGCUGCAAUAGGCGUCCGAACAGCUGUCGUUGUCGGUGGCAUGGAUAUGAUGACACAAGCUUUAGAGCUGGGCGGCCUUCCACAUGUUGUAGUAGCCACACCUGGGCGUAUCGUUGACCACUUGCGGAGUAGUAACGGCGAAUGGAAUUUGUCUCGUGUCAAGUUCCUUGUAUUAGAUGAAGCAGAUCGUCUUCUUUCAUCGACGUUUUCCCCCGAACUCAAAGUUUUAUUCGAGACUCUCCCGAGCGAUCGUCAAACUUGUCUUUUUACUGCUACCCUGACACAAGCAAUUGAGUCCUUGAUUGAAGCCCCGCCGAGAUCUGGAAAGGUGAAACCAUUUGUGCAUAGAUCGUUAUCAACGGUUGAGACAGUCACGACGCUAAAGCAAUAUUACAUCCUGGUUCCUUCGCACGUGCGCGAGGCGCAUCUUUACCAUCUACUCUGUAACCCUCCUGAGAGCAUCGCAUCACUCCGGAGGGUAACCCCAGAGCCAAUUAAACCGGGAAAAUCCAGAAGAAAUUUAAAACCCCGAGGAAAAACCAGAACAUCGCAAACACCCGGUCUGGAUGGGGAGGGUAUACCCAUACAACCACCACCUACCAUCAUUUUCUGCACGAAGCCUCGGACAGCAGCUUAUCUCACACAUCUACUUCAAACUUUGUCUAUUCGCAGCACCGCGCUACAUUCAAGAUUGACACAACGGGAACGGUUGACGUCAUUGUCACUUUUUAGGUCCUCUUUCAUCCCAGUUCUUGUAUCGACAGAUGUUGGUGCCCGUGGUUUGGAUAUUGAGGACGUGGCAAUGGUAAUCAACUGGGACCUACCGAAUGAGCCCGAAGAAUACACUCAUCGGGUCGGUAGAACUGCGCGUGCUGGUAAAGGCGGUGUUGCUGUCAGUUUUGUGACCGAAAAGGAUGAGGAGCGGGUGUCACGGAUAGAAGGACGUAUUGGCAUGCAAUUGGAGGCUAUGACCAUGCCAGAAGAUAUGGUUUUGGAAAAAUUGAAUACCGUAUCGACAGCGAAAAGGCUAGCAAAUAUGGAAUUACAUGAUUCAAACUUCGGCCGACGAGAAGAAAUACAUAAACUGAAGUCUAGGAGAAAAGCGGAGGCAUGAUUAGUUGAUCGGCGCGUAGGCGGGUCAAAGUUUGGGAGUCUGGAGCUUCUAAAUAGGAGGGACUGAUUAUGAUUUUCCGUACCAAGCGGCUCGAAUACUGCGGAAUAGGUUCAAGUUGAGCGCGAGCCGCGAUGUGAUUAGAGUUUGUGUCCGAGUCCGAACGGGACUGGGUGGUCUGGGAAUUCCCGAGUGCUUUAAAUCAGGCCCAGGUCCCCGCUCACUUUCAGCAUGAACCAAAUGAAAAGGAAAACACUCGUUCCUCCAAGGGCAGACUUCUGU